Messenger RNA from Trachymyrmex cornetzi, 1227 nucleotides. It is a transcript of the gene emc, whose product is annotated as Basic helix-loop-helix domain-containing extra-macrochaetae. The transcript has a single exon. Gene Ontology annotation, molecular function: protein dimerization activity; transcription regulator activity. The record is from RefSeq and is a predicted model, not a curated record. Gene Ontology annotation, biological process: cell differentiation; negative regulation of transcription by RNA polymerase II; circadian regulation of gene expression. Lineage: Eukaryota; Metazoa; Arthropoda; Insecta; Hymenoptera; Formicidae. Bases 541 to 975 code for a protein of 144 amino acids. Gene Ontology annotation, cellular component: nucleus; cytoplasm.
GAGGGGCGGAGGCCAGUCGGCUCCGAUCUGUCAAACGAUCCGUGUACAGUACUCCGCCGGCUGUGCGUUCAGCUCCACUAUACAGUCAGUCUACUAUAUACGCUCGAUCGCAUCAGUUCGUCAUCAUACUUGGCGCGUAGCUGUCGUUCGAGGACGAUGUGGCUGGUCGGUGAAACUAGUACCAGUGCGUGAUCCUGCACGUGGUUCCACACCUGAUCGACCAACGAGAGAGAGAGGACGGUCACUCCACGGAGGCGCAAAGCAACGACAAAGUAAACAGGACGCAGGCAGUCCGCUCUUCGCUCUUCACGUGCUGCAUUAACGCCUUUGGUGUUCGACGCACAGCUCUUUUCCGGCGAUCGAUAGGCACACGCGCGGUGGGGUGGUGUGUAUGUGUGUGUGCGGUGACGCGCUGUCGUCGAACGAUCACCCAGACCCAGCAGCGGCAGGGUGCUCGUGAACGAGGGUCGAGAGGAAAGAGCCGAGCGCCGGAUCGAUCGAUUCCGGCCGUGUAAUUCUCUGAUCGCCGCCGCUACCUGCAUGAAGGCGAUGGUGGUUAGCCCGGUGAGCGGCAGAGUGCCGCCCAACCAUCGCGGCGUGCUGCACAACGGCUUGGGGAUCGGCGGCACCAGACGCGACCUCGAGGCCGAGGAGGUCGCCGCUUACCUCACCAAGCUGCGCUCCCUCGUGCCGGACAUGCCGCGCAAGCGGAAGCUGUCGAAGCUCGAGGUGAUCCAGAGGGUGAUCGAGUACAUCUGCGACCUGCAGACCGCUCUCGAGGAGACGAACGCGGCGCAUCAGGACGCGAAGACAAUGACGACGGCGAUGGCGACGGCGACGGCGACGGCGACGACGACGGAGUCGACGGUGACGACGCAGUCGUCCUCGAGGCAACCCCUGCCGAACACCAUCACGUCGACCGCCACGACGACCACUACGACGUCCGUCGUAACCGCGACGGUCGCCGAUCGGUGACCUGUUGGUCGGACCAACUAGGGUACAGAUCGCAUCGAGGCCACCCUCCUCGUGGACUAGAUGGAUCGCUCUGCUCUUCGAAAAGGACGUCCGUCCGUCGAUCUACCUUCGAUCUGGACAGUCACGGGAGGAGGUAUCGAUCAUCGCCCGGAAGAGAAAACUACCCGGGAGACUACGUCCGAGGAACGCACCUACUAUCCGAAGGCGAGAACGUAUUUUGAUCAAAGAGACAUUUUGAUCAAAAAAAAAAAA